CAUGUAGUCUUGUGAGAAUUUUUUCAUCUUUCAAAUUUCGUGAUUUUUGUUUCACAGCGUCGGAAAAGUGCGAAAAUUUAUCUGCGUGAAUCCAGCGAAUCCAAGCUUGAGGAAUUAACUCAAAAUGUCCGCCUUCCCGGGUUCAAUCGCCUUCGACGAAUAUGGUCGUCCAUUUAUAAUUUUACGUGAACAAGAACGCGAAAAGCGCAUCACUGGAACCGAUGCUAUCAAGAGUCACAUUUUGGCCGCACGCCAAAUCGCUGGUACCCUGAAAACAUCACUGGGUCCAAAGGGUUUGGAUAAGAUCAUGGUUAGCUCUGAUGGCGAUGUGACCGUUACCAAUGAUGGUGCCACAAUAAUGAAAUUGAUGGAAGUCGAUCACGAGAUUGGCAAACUCAUGGUACAAUUGUCACAAUCACAAGACGAUGAAAUCGGUGACGGCACCACUGGCGUAGUUGUUUUGGCCGGUGCUUUGCUCGAGCAAGCUGAAAGUCUUAUUGAUCGUGGCAUUCAUCCAAUUCGUAUAGCUGAUGGUUUCGAAUUGGCUGCACAGUGUGCUGUCAAGCAAUUGGAAUCUAUUGCCGAACCAUUCCCCAUCGAUCCCAAAAAUAAGGAACCACUCGUGCAGAUUGCUAUGACUACGCUGGGCAGCAAGAUUGUGAAUAAGUGUCACUUGCAAAUGGCCACAAUGGCUGUCGAUGCUGUGUUGAAUGUGGCUGAUAUCGAGAAGAAAGAUGUGAAUUUCGAGUUGAUCAAAAUUGAGACCAAAGUCGGUGGACGCAUGGAGGAUUCCAUGCUAGUGAAAGGUGUUGUGGUUGACAAAACCAUGAGUCAUGCACAAAUGCCAAAAGUGUUGAAAGAUGUCAAGCUUGCUAUACUCACCUGCCCAUUCGAACCACCAAAGCCCAAGACCAAGCAUAAGUUGGAUGUCACUUCGGCUGAAGACUACCGUGCGCUGCGUGAAUAUGAACAGGAGAAAUUCGUGCAGAUGGUUAAACAAGUUAAAGAUGCUGGUGCCACUUUGGCUAUUUGUCAGUGGGGCUUCGAUGAUGAAGCCAAUCAUUUGUUGUUGCAACACGAAUUGCCUGCAGUGCGUUGGGUCGGUGGACCUGAGAUUGAAUUGAUUGCUAUUGCCACCGGUGGCAGAAUUGUACCACGUUUCGAAGAAUUAACUGCCGAAAAGUUGGGUACUGCUGGUUUAGUGCGUGAGCUCUCUUUCGGUACUUCCAAGGACAAAAUGUUGGUUAUUGAGGAGUGCAAGAAUUCCAAGGCUGUAACUAUUUUCCUGCGUGGUGGCAAUGCCAUGAUCAUUGCUGAAGCCAAGCGUUCUAUACACGAUGCACUUUGUGUUGUGCGCUCGUUGAUUAAGGAUAAUCGCAUUGUUUACGGUGGUGGUGCUGCUGAAAUCAGUUGUUCUCUGGCCGUUGCCAAGGAAGCCGAUCAGUUGUCCACUCUGGAGCAGUAUGCCUUCCGUGCCUUCUCCGUGGCUCUUGAGAACAUACCGCUGGCUUUAGCCGAGAACAGUGGUUUGCAUCCAAUCGAAACAUUGUCCGAGUUGAAGUCGCGUCAAGUGGCUGAGAAAUGUCCCAGCUUGGGUGUGGAUUGCAUGCUGUCCGGUGAUUCUGAUAUGAAGAAUCACAAUGUUGUCGAAUCGCUGCAUUCCAAGAAACAACAGAUUCUCCUGGCCACACAGUUGGUGAAAAUGAUACUUAAGAUCGAUGAUGUACGCUCCAAGGAUGGGCAACAAUAGAUGUGCAAAAACCGAACAGCAUUAAUACAUACAACACACACUAAACUCAUCUCAUCAUCUAUCUAAAACGCAUUUGUCACCGCCUGUACGUCUGCUUCACUUUUAUAAAAACAAAAUUAUAAUAACUCUCACUAUGAUUCUAUGUUUUCAAAGGAUGCGUGCGCACUUACAAGAAUACACUGCUCAUUUGCGCCGUUGAUAAAUUUGUAAUUUGUUUGCUUAAUUAAUAAAGUACUAAAAGAAGGAACAAAUUUAA
This is a messenger RNA of Zeugodacus cucurbitae (melon fly), 2006 nucleotides long. RefSeq names its product T-complex protein 1 subunit epsilon (gene CCT5). NCBI's taxonomy places the organism in Eukaryota, Metazoa, Arthropoda, Insecta, Diptera, Tephritidae. The record is from RefSeq and is a predicted model, not a curated record. Gene Ontology annotation, molecular function: ATP-dependent protein folding chaperone; ATP binding; ATP hydrolysis activity. The transcript is spliced from 4 exons. Gene Ontology annotation, cellular component: chaperonin-containing T-complex. The coding region runs from base 125 to 1750 and encodes 541 amino acids. Gene Ontology annotation, biological process: protein folding.